This is a messenger RNA of Cherax quadricarinatus, 1915 nucleotides long. The record is from RefSeq and is a predicted model, not a curated record. NCBI's taxonomy places the organism in Eukaryota, Metazoa, Arthropoda, Malacostraca, Decapoda, Parastacidae.
AUGGUAUGGUGCACCAUGCAGCAUGGCAUGGAGCACCAUGCAGAAUGGCAUGGUGCACCAUGCAGCAUGGCAUGGCGCACCAUGCAGCAUGGCAUGGUGCACCAUGCAGCAUGGCAUGGAGCACCAUGCAGAAUGGCAUGGUGCACCAUGCAGCAUGGCAUGGCGCACCAUGCAGCAUGGCAUGGUGCACCAUGCAGCAUGGCAUGGUGCACCAUGCAGCAUGGCAUGGUGCACCAUGCAGCAUGGCAUGGUGCACAAUGCAGCAUGGCAUGGUGCACAAUGCAGCAUGGCUUGGAGCACCAUGCGCAUGGUAUGUCACCAUGCAGCAUGGCAUGGUGCACCAUGCAGCAUGGCAUGGUGCACAAUGCAGCAUGGCAUGGUGCACAAUGCAGCAUGGCAUGGAGCACCAUGCAGCAUGGUAUGGUGCACCAUGCAGCAUGGCAUGGUGCACCAUGCAGCAUGGUAUGGUGCACCAUGCAGCAUGGCAUGGUGCACAAUGCAGCAUGGCUUGGAGCACCAUGCAGCAUGGCAUGGUGCACAAUGCAGCAUGGCUUGGAGCACCAUGCAGCAUGGCAUGGUGCACAAUGCAGCAUGGCAUGGAGCACCAUGCAGCAUGGUAUGGAGCAUCGUCUUCGUUACAGAAGCUUCACUGGUUCUUCUUGUGUCUCUCAGGUGUUCAUGACGUCUACUUUAAUGACAAACAUGGUUGGUCCUUGCUUCAGCAUCAUAUUCUCACCAUUCCUGCUUGGUCUGGGCACAUCCUCUGCUACCGUGGGUUGGUUGAUCAGUAUCUUGCAGCUAGUGUGGAAUGCUACUGGGUUUGUUAUUGGUCCUCUGGUGGAGGUGUUCGGCUGGAGGAAAGUGGCCUUAGUGUCUGCCAUCACCGCCUCUUGCUCUCUCAUCAUUUCCACCUUCGCUACCUCUGUCAUAUAUCUCCUAUUUUCCUUCUCUAUCUUUGGAGGUGAGGCUGGGUGUGGCGUCCUGACGAACCUCUGUUUCUUCAUUAUUCCUCACUACUUUACACGCAGGAGAGGUCUGGCAAAUGCUUGCUUGAUGGCUGGUAUCUAUGUGGGACAGAUGUUAGGACCAAUUAUUAUAGGUUAUCUACAGCAAGAGUUUGGUUCUACAUGUGCUACAUUCCUUCUGGGCGCUGUGGUACUUCACGGCUGCGUAGGCGCAUGCCUCUUCCACCCUUUCCAGUCCCAGAGAAAGAAUGACGCAUCAGUGAAAGGCGAGGAUUCCAUAGCAGCUUCUGGAGCUACAAGUACGGAAAAUGAAAGUAGAUGUAAAUUACUCCGGAACAUUGCAGCUAAUCUGUUGAUCCUGAAGUCACCACGAGCCAUCAUUAUCGUUGUGGGAGGAGCUCUCGUAAUGAACUCACUCUUUAAUUUCCUGGUCUUCAUGCCCUUCGCUGUGCAGGCGGCGGGUCACUCCAACCAGGCAGCAGGAUUGUGCAUGACAGCAUCAGCUAGCUGUGCUUUGCUGACUUGUAUUAUAGUAUCCACGCUGACAGACUGGCCCAGGUUCAGCAUGAGGUGCUGCUACAUGAUCAGCCUCUCCGUUAUUACUGCAGGGAUUAUAGCUUUCAGUGUGGUGGAGGACAUAAGAUGGAAGACUGUGAUCAUGGGAGUGUGGGGGAGCGGUGGUGGAGGCUUCUUGGGCAUAUACAACCUCAUCGUUGUCCACUACAUGGGAUUCCACUAUAUGACUGCCACAAUGGGAACCAUGCUACUACUAACCGGCGUCGCCUUUGUCAUUAUUGGACCUUCCAUCGGAAUGAUCCGAGACGUGAGUGGCAGCUACGCCGUCAGUAUGUGGGCGCUGGCAGGGCUGCCCACUAUCACCUUCAUUCUCUGGAUCUUCAUGCCGGCUGCCGUCCGCUAUGACCGCUCGAAAUCCAAUAAUAUGUAAUACA